GAGCCACCACCGGCUUGGCAGGCGGCGUGGACGGAGGGGACGCGGGGUGGCACCGCCACAAUGAAAGGCGGAACACAUUCCUGCACCCAGUGACGGGACAGGUCCCUGAGGACAACUCAAGACUUGACUUGCAAAAACCGACCUUGGACAUGUCAAGCAAAGCGGGUGGCAAGCGACCGGCGACCAUCACCAGCGAGCCCUCCAACCACACCAUGGUGUCAGAGGUGGCCCCGGAGCGCCCCGGAGGCCGGGCUCCACGCUCCUCCCGCAAGGGCAUUGCCUUCGGGAAGCGCUCCAACUCCAUGAAGAGGAACCCCAACGCCGCCGUCACCAAGAGCGGGUGGCUCUACAAGCAGGCCAGCUCGGGGGUGAAGCAGUGGAACAAGCGCUGGUUCGUGCUGGUGGAUCGCUGCCUCUUCUACUACAAAGACGAGAAGGAGGAGAGCAUCCUGGGCAGCAUCCCCCUCCUCAGCUUCCGCGUGGCGGCCGUGCAGCCCUCCGACAACAUCAGCAGGAAGCACACGUUCAAGGUGACGGUGUGCUGGGUGGAGGAGAUGCCGGCGAGUAACCAGCAGUCCCUGUCUCCCCAGGCGGAGCACGCUGGCAUCCGGACAUACUUCUUCAGCGCCGAGAACACGGAGGAGCAGGAGUCCUGGAUCCAAGCCAUGGGCGAAGCUGCCCGGGUGCAGAUCCCCCCGACCCAGAGGCACGAGAAGCCAGACUCUGAGAACAUCCCCCCCAGCAAACACCACCACCACCACCGCAACGCCGCCCACCGCGAGCACCCCAAAGCCGACCCCGACGCCAAGACCCGGGGGGAAGGCGACGGCCGUGGCUCGGAGAAGAUCGAGAGGAAGCCGGAGAGGACGGAGAGCAAGAAGGAACCCUUGGCCAAAGCCAACGGCAUCGCUGGGCAGGAGAUGCCCUCGGAGCCUGGCAGCCCUUACCCCGAGGCACCCCGGGUACCGGCGAGCGCCGAGCGGCCGCCCCAGCCCAACGGCUGGCCGUACUCCUCACCCAGCCGUCCCGGCAGCACCGCCUACCCCCCCCCGCCCGACGGGGACACCGUGACCCACCGCCGCAGCUUUGCCCCCCGCACCAACCCCGAGAAGAUCGCCCAGCGCAAGAGCUCCAUGACGCAGCUGCAGCAGUGGGUCAACUCGCGCCGGGGGGCCAUGCCCCCCGAGGAGCUGCGGAGCCCCACCAGGUUUUACCCCGUGUCUCGCCGGGUGCCCGACUACUAUUCCCCCUACUCGCCCCCCCAGUACCCCGAGGACUACCAGUACUACCCGCCGGGGGUGCGCCCCGACAGCAUCUGCUCCAUGCCCGCCUACGAGCGGGUCAGCCCCCCCUGGGCUCUGGAGGACAAACGUCUCUCCUUCCGCAACGGGGGCACCUACCAGCUCCGUGACUGGAAGGAACACCCCGGGUUUGGCCGGCAAGACGUCCCGCUCUGGCUCCCCGGUCCCGGGAGGCAACCCACUUAUUUGGACGAGGUGGACGCUGCCUCGGGUUCCCUGCGACGGAUGUCGCUGCAGCCCCGCUCCCGCUCCGUGCCCCGCUCCCCCAGCCAGGGCUCCUACAGCCGGGCACGGGUCUACUCCCCCGUGCGCUCCCCCAGCGCCCGCUUCGAGCGCCUGCCGCCCCGGGGAGAGGAGAUUUACGCCGACCCCACCACCUUCAUGAUGAGGAGAUCCAUCAGUUCUCCCAAGUACGACUAUCUGGGUGACAGACGGCCCGUCCCCGUGGGAAUGUAUCCCUUCCACUACCCAGCGUCCCCCAGCGUCCACGACAAAAUGGAUGAACUUUUAGACCUUCAGUUGCAAAGAAACCUAGAGUAUUUGGACCAGCAGAUGAGCGAGAGCGAGACCCUGAUCAGUAUGGUCAACAGGAUGGUGGAGACCUCCUCCCCUAGGGCUCAGCUCUACAUGCAAGUGACACCCUUCCCGGAGGCCUACAGGGAGACACUGCACGCCUACAAGAUCAGCGAGCAAGACACUGAUAAGCUGCUGGGGAAGCUCUGUGAGCAGAACAAGGUGCUGCAGGAGCAGGAGAGGCUGGUGCAGCAGCUCCGAGCAGAGAAGGAGAGCCUGGAGAGUGCCCUGAUGGGGACGCACCAGGAGCUGGAGAUGUUUGGGAGCCAGCCUGCCUACCCGGAGAAGCUGCUGCACAAGAAGGAAUCUCUCCAGAACCAGCUCAUCAACAUCCGGGUGGAGCUGUCACAAGCCACCACGGCCUUGAUGAAUAGCACCACUGAGUACGAGGGCCUGGAGAGCGAGGUGUCCGCCCUCCACGAUGACCUCUGGGAGCAGCUGAACCUGGACACCCAGAACGAAGUGGUCAACCGGCAGAUCCAGAAGGAGAUCUGGAGGAUCCAGGACGUGAUGGAGGGGCUGAGGAAGAACAACCCGUCCCGUGGCACUGACACUGCCAAGCACAGAGUGGCCAUCGGCCCCUCGGGGACGUACAGCUCCAACAGCCCUGCCAGCCCCCUGAGCUCGGCCAGUCUCACCAGCCCCCUCAGCCCCUUCUCCCUCAUCUCGGGCUCCCAGGGCUCGCCCACCAAGCCAGGACCCGGCGAGUGUCUCCGCUCUCACGCCUCAUGCUCCUCUCCACCCCAGGAACCCGGCCCGCCUCGACCUCCCCUCCCCAAGUCCUACGUGCCCCUGGAGUCUCCUCCGACCGUCCCUCCGCUCCCCGGCGAGAGCCGCCUCUGGCCGUACCCCACCUCCCCUUCCUGGCAGCAAGGCGGCGAGGCGAAGAGGGGACAGCCCAAACCAAGCUUCGAGCAGAGCAAGAAAGAGGUGCAGCGACCGGCCCCCACCGGCCCCCCAGCCGAGGGGCUCCCGCAGGGCCGGCAGGAGCAGGAUGCGGAGAAGCAAGCGGCUCUCAACAAGGUGGGCAUCGUCCCCCCCAGGACCAAGUCUCCGGCAGAGGAGGAGGUGACACCGGCGGCCGGUGUGCUGAGGAGGAGCAUUGCUGGCAUGGCCAACGGGCUCAGCGCCCGGGAGAGACCGAAGAGCGCCGUGUUCACCACCGAGACGAAGGUGAAGAUGAGUGUGGAGGAGCAGAUCGACCGCAUGAAGCGGCACCAGAGCGGGUCCAUGAAGGAGAAGCGGCGCAGCCUGCAGCUCCCCAGCAGCCAGCAGCCCGACCCCCCCGGCACCAAGGCACCCGCCUCCUACAAGGUGGUGCGCCGGCACCGCAGCAUCCACGAGGUGGACAUCUCCGACCUGGAGGCAGCCCUGCGCUCCGACGACCCCGGCAAGGUCUACGAGACCCCCCAGGAGGAGAUCGCCCGCCUGCGCAAGAUGGAGCUGGAGCCCCAGCACUACGACGUGGACAUCAACAAGGAGCUCUCCACGCCAGACAAAGUCCUCAUCCCUGAGCGGUACGUGGAACUGGAGCCCGACACGCCGCUCAGCCCCGAGGAGAUGAAGGAGAAGCAGAAGAAGGUGGAACGGAUCAAGACCCUCAUUGCCAAAUCCAGCCUGCAGAACGUCAUCCCCCUGGGCGAGGGGGAGGUGGAUGCCCCCCAGGACCCCGAGACCCAGCUGCAGGAGCAGGAGAAGAGGAUAGAGAUCUCCUGUGCUCUGGCUGCCGAAGCCUCCCGCCGGGGCCGUAUGCUCUCGGCUCAAUGCGCUACCCCAAGCCCUCCCACCUCCCCAGCCUCCCCGACUCCACCGACCAACCCCCUCUCGUCUGAAACAUCCCGGGCCGCCGACAACAGCCAUUUUAUGCGUGUCUGAGCCAUGAACUCAAGCCCUGGCUGCUGCCGGCAUCAUCAAGUUCCACGGGGCCACGUUUUAGCCCCCACCCCCCAGCCCCGACACGACACUGAACCUCUCGCCAUCGUUUUUGGUUCUCCUGGACCCCCUUCCCUCCCGCCGACGGCGAGACCCCCCGGCACAGCCCAGCGGGGAGAGGCAUCGACCAACACCUCCAGCUGCUCUGCCCCGUCCUGGAGGAGACGUGUGGCUGCUGGGAGGUUGUCCGAUGGAGUGUGGUCCCCCGAGGAGCCCCCGGGCUGCCAGCCUGCACAGGGACAGGUCGGCGGUGUCCUGGGCAUCAGGCCGGGGCAUCUGCAGCAGUGGCCCCCGGGCACAGUGGCCAUCUCCCUGCCAGGGUAGUCCUGGGGGAGUGUUGGAGCCCUCAGGCUGAUGCGUUGGUCUCCCAAAGGUCUGGGAAGGGGCUUUUCUGGGUGGAGACCAUCCCGUCCCCACCAUGGGCGGUGCUUCCACCUUACACUGGACAUGGAUGCUCCAUCUCUGCUUCUCGGGCACCUCUUCCCCUCCUUGUGCCCUGAACCUGCUUUUAGCAUCCCUCUGGCCAGGGGUUGUCACCUGUGGGGCCUGGUCUGUCCAACUGGUGGGGCCUGGUCUGUCCAGCUGGUGGAGCCUGGUCUGUCCAACCGCCCCUCGCGCUGGUGGCUCGGCAGGAGGAAGAAGGAGCUGUGACAAGGACAGGAUGGAUGGAGAUGGGACCAGGGGGAGGACAUGGAGGUGCCCAGGGGAUGGGGUGCUCAGGAUCGGGGUGGCGUGAGGGCUGCUGGGGCACCGGUGCACCGCUGGCACGGAGCAGGAGGGACGGGGACGUGGCACGGGAGCAGAGGAGCGAUGGGGGAAGCUGGGUGUGAGGUGGGACUGCGAAGCCGCGGGCUCGGCAGGGAUCCCCCUGGGGUGGAUGGGGAUGGGGACAAGAAGGAGAAGGUUCCUGGGGCCGGGUGGCAGCAGCGGGGCUCAUCCUCGGCGUGGGGACCUCAACUUGCCCCCCCAUCCUACUGUCACCUCAUCCUGCUGUCACCUCUGUCUGGUCCCCUGUGAAAAUCCAGCGUCUCGCCCCCCAAGACCUUGCCGACAAAACCCUUCAGUCUCUUUGGUUUUCCUGUAGCAAGUUUACCCUUUUCUGUAGCUUUCUGGAGGGGGGGGGGUGAAAAAAAAUAGCUGGUUCUGCCUGGAAAAGUGGACUUUCCCAUGAGGUUGGGGGGUUGGUGGGGCUGGUGUGAUGGGGCAGA
This is a messenger RNA of Calidris pugnax (ruff), 5014 nucleotides long. It is a transcript of the gene PLEKHA6, whose product is annotated as pleckstrin homology domain containing A6. The transcript has 27 exons. The record is from RefSeq and is a predicted model, not a curated record. Bases 150 to 3749 code for a protein of 1199 amino acids. NCBI's taxonomy places the organism in Eukaryota, Metazoa, Chordata, Aves, Charadriiformes, Scolopacidae.